Molecule: messenger RNA, 1707 nt
Organism: Zingiber officinale
Lineage: Eukaryota; Viridiplantae; Streptophyta; Magnoliopsida; Zingiberales; Zingiberaceae
Product: IST1-like protein
Exons: 8
Coding region: 1-1512 (503 amino acids)
Biological process (GO): protein transport
Source: RefSeq, a predicted model, not a curated record
AUGUCAGAGGUCGUGGAACUGGGAGGCCCAAGGAGCCAGAAGGUUGUGGAAGGCCCAAGAGGAUGCGUGAGGGUCGAGGAGUUGGGAGGCUCAAGAGUUUUCUGUUUGGAACCACUUCAAUUUCACAUCAGGGAGACCGUUAUAACACAUCAAGGAGACCGUUGCCGACGGAAGAAAAGGGCCCUCUCACGCAGACUGCUCGCAAGCCGCUCCUCCAUCAAUCAGUCGACAAUCGGAGCCGUCAAGAAGCUGAUGGGCGCCGAAUUCUCCUCCAUCCUUCUCCGACGCUUCGACUCCUCCAAAUGCAAAGCUGAGGCGAGGAUGGCGAUAGCUAGGAUCAAGCUUCUUCGGAACAAGCGCGAGGCGCAGGUGCGGCAGAUGCGGCGUGAUGUUGCCCUUCUCCUCGAGUCCGGCCGUGACGAGACCGCUCGAAUCAGAGUUGAGCAUGUGAUACGAGAACAAAAUGUCAUGGCAGCUAAUGACAUCAUUGAACUUUUCUGCGAGCUAAUAGUUGCUCGCCUACCUAUCAUCGCUAAACAAAGGGAUUGCCCGCAAGAUCUAAAAGAAGGAAUUUCAAGUUUGAUCUAUGCUUCUCCAAGGUGCUCAGACAUUCCAGAGCUUAGCCGAAUUCUUCUUAUCUUUGAAAAGAAGUAUGGAAAAGCUUUUGUAUCUGCUGCGACUGAAUUGCGACCUAAAUCUGAAGUUAAUUGCUUGUUAAUAGAGAAGUUAUCAGUGAGGAAACCUAUUGGUGAAGUUAAGCUGAAAGUCUUGAAGGAAAUAGCUAAGGAGUAUCAGGUUAAGUGGGAUUCAACAGAAUUAGAGCAGGAGCUUCUUGUACCUCCAGAGAGAGUUAUAGAAGGACCACGAGCAUUUGCAGACGUCAAAAAUGUUUCUGUUAAACCAAUAUUUCUUAAACAACCAAAGGAUUUUAACAGAAAAGAAUUGCAAUUCAAGGACCCUGUCUCAGCUGCUCGAGCCUCUUCAGAGUCUGCCGAAAAAGCAAUUGACGGUGAACAAGCAGCAAGCCAUGUUGCCAAUCAGAAUUCUCAUCCAUUUGAUCAGCCGACCCCUGUGGAUACCUUGGUAUGCAAAUGCAAUAAAUUUAAUCAGGUUGCGUUUCAAAAAGAGCAGGAACUAGACCAUCUAUCAGGGACACAUGCUCCUUCAAAUUAUGAGGCCAAGACCCUGGAGAAGAGGCCCUUCAGUUCUCAGAGUUUCAGUUUAUCAAACACUUUGGAUGAUGACAGCAUAGAUAGUGCCGACCUGAAUGAAAAAAAGAUACUAAGAAGGAACAGUUGCAUCUCUCGGACUGUUUAUUCGGAUAUAAAAUUUGAUGACUCAGACGGUCAUGAAUCAGAGAAUGGUGAACAGGAGUCGCCUCCUUCUCCAAAUAGACCUCCUCCAGUCUUGCCUUCGCAACAGAUGAAUUCACUUACUCAUGUUCAUCCAAACUUGUCUGAUUAUGCAGCACUGACUGCUCGCUUUGAAGCACUAAAGUCUCAUAGGAUGUGACUUAAAACUGGUGAAUGGUCAGCAUAUCCAAGUCAAACUGUCACAUGCAUUUUAUUGCGCAUAUAUCAUAUUUGAGUUCUUUUUGCCAUAUUUGAGUUAAAACUGGUGGUAUUCAUGAUUAACCUUCAAUUAUCAGUUAAUUGUAAACUUGAUCAUAACAAUCUCGAUAAGAUUUAGACCAUUAUGUGUUAUAAA